AUGAACGGAAAGGCGAUGAACCAAAAAGGGGAAAAUUUUGAACCCAAUCCUAUAGCUUUAUGUACGGAUAAUCCAGAUGGAAAGAUUUAUGAGAAGAAGAAGAAGAAGAAAUGGAAUAAGAAGAAAGGGAAGUUAGCUAAGAAGUCUGAUCUCCCAUGUGAUGGUGACAAGAAACUUCCCAUCUGCUCCCGUGAUGGGUUUCCUGAUCAUACCCAGAAACUGUUCAUCAGUUGGUAUUCAGAAUUCUAA
Prunus armeniaca (apricot) is the source of this 249-nucleotide messenger RNA. The record is from the annotation of a GenBank genome assembly. Lineage: Eukaryota; Viridiplantae; Streptophyta; Magnoliopsida; Rosales; Rosaceae.